Messenger RNA from Sinocyclocheilus rhinocerous, 1732 nucleotides. Its product is annotated as dihydropyrimidinase-related protein 5. Bases 71 to 1732 code for a protein of 553 amino acids. The record is from RefSeq and is a predicted model, not a curated record. The transcript is spliced from 13 exons. NCBI's taxonomy places the organism in Eukaryota, Metazoa, Chordata, Actinopteri, Cypriniformes, Cyprinidae. Gene Ontology annotation, cellular component: cytoplasm; cytosol. Gene Ontology annotation, molecular function: hydrolase activity, acting on carbon-nitrogen (but not peptide) bonds, in cyclic amides.
UCAAAGAGUGGGCGUGUCGGAGCGGGAGCACAACAGGAGCAAACACAUCAGAUACCUUCGCUUACGUAUAAUGGCCGCUGGCUCGAGCUCCGUGAGGAUUCUCAUUAAAGGCGGGCGGGUCGUUAAUGAUGAUGUCACUCAGGAGGCGGAUGUUUACAUCGAGAGCGGGCUCAUCCAGCAGGUGGGGCGGGAUCUGAUGGUUCCGGGCGGAGCCAAAGUGAUUGACGCGUCCGGGAAGCUGGUAAUUCCAGGCGGCAUCGACUCCAGCGUUCACCUGCAGCAGACCUUCAUGAACGCAAACACACUGGACGACUUCUACAGCGGCACCAAGGCGGCGCUGUUGGGCGGCUCGACGAUGGUGAUCGCUCACGUUCUGCCCGAGAGAGAAGCGUCCCUGCUGGAGGAGUUUGAGAAGAUCCGCGCUCACGCCGACGCAGAAGCCUGCUGCGAUUACGCACUGCACGUGGGCGUCACCUGGUGGGGACCGAAGGUGCGCAGGGAGAUGGAGGUGUUGGUGGGAGAGAAAGGCGUUAACUCCUUCCAGAUGUUCAUGGCGUAUAAAGAUGUGCUGAUGCUGAAGGACUCGGAGCUCUAUCAGGCGAUGCACACCUGUAAGAACAUCGGAGCCGUCGCUCGCGUCCACGCCGAGAACGGAGAACUGGUGCACGAGGGGGCAAAAGAGGCAUUGGAUCUGGGCAUCAGUGGUCCUGAGGGGAUGGAGAUCAGUCGACCAGAGGAGGUGACAGACCCGACAGUGUGUUUGGAGGCAGAGGCCACACACCGAGCCAUAACCAUCGCAAACAGGGCUCACUGUCCAGUGUACUUGGUGAAUGUCUCCAGUGUGUCUGCUGCUGAUGUCAUCGCUGCCGCUGGGAUGCAGGGCAAGGUGGUUCACGCCGAGACCACACUGGCUCAUUCGGCGCUGAGCGGCAUGCAUUACUAUCAUCAGGACUGGGCUCAUGCCGCCGCCCACGUCAUAGCUCCGCCCCUCCGGCUCGACCCCAGCACCCCCGACUGCCUGAUGGGCCUGCUGGGCAAUGACAUCAUCAACGUGGUGGCGUCGGAUCACCGCGCGUUCAACACCAAGCAGAAGGCCAUGGGGAAGGAAGACUUCACCAAGAUCCCUCACGGAGCGGCCGGCGUGGAGGACCGCAUGAGCGUCAUCUGGGAGAGAGGAGUGGUCGCUGGUAAGAUGGAUGAGAAUCGCUUUGUGGCCGUGACAAGCUCGAAUGCGGCUAAGAUCUAUAAUCUGUACCCGCGGAAGGGCCGCAUUGUCCCGGGAGCGGACGCUGAUGUGGUGGUGUGGGACCCGGACGCCAGCCGGACGAUCUCGGCGAGCACUCAGGUUCAGGGCGGAGACUUUAACCUGUACGAGGGCCAGCGCUGUCGCGGCGUCCCGCUGGUGACCAUCAGCCGUGGUCGUCUGGUGUGUGAGAGCGGCGUGUUCACCUGCGCUCAGGGCUCCGGGAGGUUCUACCCCAUGCGAUCCUUCCCGGAUUUCCUCUACAAGAAGAUGGUCCAGAGAGAGAAGGAGCUCAAGUGGACGAUCACAUUCCUAAGAGAUCCUCGGCCAGAAUUCUGGCUCCACCUGGUGGACGUUCCAGUGGCAUCUGGUAACCGUGGAAACCGCAGAACCGUCUCCACGGCGACCGCUUCACGUCCUCCUACGCGAAACACGGGAACUCUUGUGCUGAGAAUCACGUCACAGAUCCACCUGCCCUCUUUUAGAUGA